AUGGCCCCGUUAUGGGCAACUGAAAUUUGUGGAUCUUAUGCCGUUCCUUCGACAAAAGCCACCAAUGGAUAUAUUUUGCACCAGGCGAUGAAGUACUUAUUCAUCUUCAGGGAGGCUACAAAAAUCCCUGUCGAUAAGAACUCAAAACUCAGCCCUAAGCUACGUCAGCAAUUUGCGGGACCAUACACUGUAUUGCGCCGAGUGCGCAGACUCGCUUAUGAAUUUGACCUUCCACAGCAUUGGAAGAUACACCCCGUUUUCUCCGUCGCCCACCUCGAGAUAUGCCCUCCAGAAUGCCGACGUCGCCCACGACCAGAAGAGGUCGCUGUCGACAUGAAACGGAAUGGAAAGAGAAGCGACUAUAUCAUUUUCACCAACUUAAACGACAGCACCUUCAAUCACGACUGUGCUAUUAUUCAGUCGGAAGCAGAUAGCUGUAGAUUUCUCUAUCCUCGCUAUCCUCUUCAUUUCAUGUAUCAUCCAGCACACCGACCAGUUCGUACCAAACAACACCAGCAUCAUCAAGGGACGGAAAUCGACACCAAGAACCCCAUAACAUUAUCACUAGACAAACAUUGUGCGUUUGAUUCAUAUUAUAUUCGAACAUUGCAUCCGGGGCCAUGA
Messenger RNA from Talaromyces stipitatus ATCC 10500, 624 nucleotides. RefSeq lists its product as uncharacterized. Lineage: Eukaryota; Fungi; Ascomycota; Eurotiomycetes; Eurotiales; Trichocomaceae. The coding region runs from base 1 to 624 and encodes 207 amino acids. The transcript has 3 exons. The record is from RefSeq and is a predicted model, not a curated record.